Messenger RNA from Medicago truncatula (barrel medic), 1606 nucleotides. RefSeq names its product peroxisomal membrane protein 13. Gene Ontology annotation, biological process: protein import into peroxisome matrix, docking. The record is from RefSeq and is a predicted model, not a curated record. Gene Ontology annotation, cellular component: peroxisomal membrane; peroxisome; peroxisomal importomer complex. The coding region runs from base 222 to 1172 and encodes 316 amino acids. Lineage: Eukaryota; Viridiplantae; Streptophyta; Magnoliopsida; Fabales; Fabaceae. The transcript has 5 exons.
CCCAAUUACCGAGUCCGAGUGUUGAAGAUUAAACGAUGAUGAUGUAGAUCAUCCCUUUCCUUCUUCUACUUUCUUCCUUCCAAUCCAAUAAUAAUCACUUAAUCAAUCUCGCUCGGCGCUGAAAGAAAGGGUUUUGAAUUGGAUAUCACUUAAUCGAUUAUAGGGUGUUUGUUUUCUCUUAUUCUUCAAUAAUAAUCGAUUAAAUUCUUUCAUUUAAUUUAAUGGCUUCCAACCCUCAACCAUCAGCAAGUAAUCCUCCACCAAAACCCUGGGAACGAGCAGGUUCUUCAUCUGGUCCCGCACCUUUUAGACCGCCAUCAGGUGGAAGCACAAGUGACGUUGUUGAGGCUUCAGGGACUGCAAAACCUGGGGAAAUUGUUACCGCCGCUGAUAGAAGUGCAGCUGUCAACAGGAAUACUCUCGCCAGGCCUGUUCCCACAAGGCCAUGGGAGCAGAAUUAUGGAACUAACAGCUAUGGAGGUGGUGCGUUAGGUGGAUAUGGUUCUACAAUGAAUUAUAAUUCUGGAUAUGGAUCUGGGAUGUAUGGAUCUUCUUAUGGUGGCGGGCUCGGAGGCGGGCUAGGAGGAGGAAUGUAUGGUGGCGGUGGGAUGUAUGGUAACAGUAUGUACAGAGGAGGAUAUGGAAGCGGCCUUUACGGGUCAUCUGGGAUGUAUGGAGGAGGUGGAAUGUAUAAUAGUGGCCUUGGGGGUCCAAUGGGUGGAAUGGGUGGGUAUGGCAUGGGAGUUGGUCCUUAUGGUGGUGAGCAAGAUCCCAAUAAUCCAUAUGGCGCCCCUCCAUCCCCGCCAGGAUUUUGGAUUUCUGUGAUGCGCGUGAUGCAAGGUGUGGUUAAUUUUUUCGGUCGGAUAUCAAUACUCAUAGACCAGAACACCCAGGCAUUCCAUUUGUUCAUGACCGCCAUGCUUCAGCUGUUUGAUCGCUCCGGCAUGUUGUAUGGGGAGCUAGCUAGAUUUGUGUUGCGGUUGCUCGGGAUCAAAACUAAGGCCAAUAAGGUUAACCCACCAGGUCCGAAUGGAUAUCCACAUCAAGGUCCGAAUGGAUAUCCACAUCAAGGACAACACAAUUCUUCUGGAAAUAUGAACUACAUUGAGGCACCAAAGGCUGCUCCAAGUGGUUCUUGGGACAAUGUAUGGGGAAAUGACACCAGUCAAUGAUUUGGUGAAUUUAGUUAGUGUGUUCAAGUACAUUAAAGAAAAGUACAUUAAAGAGAAGAGAGAAUCAUCAGCAUUUCAAAUGAAGACACUGAAGCUGCAGAAUUCAUGUAUAUCCUAAUUUUAAUUGCAGUUUUCUGUUUUUCUUUCCCUAGAUCGGUUCUUGGUUUUAGUGGAAGCGGGAUCUUCAGAAAAUAAGAUAUUAUCCCUACCUUUAUACCUUGUCAUCGUUUACUUUGAAUAUGCAGGAUGCAACUAUUUCUAAGUACAUGUAUUAUUUUUUUGUCUAGAAUGAAUGUAAACUUGCAUAACUGCAUAAGUUUUGUAGUACACCUUAAAUUGCAUUUCUUUUGAUGUACUCUUCCUUAAAUGUCAACAUUAUUCAUCAGAACCACCUUUAUAUGGUAAAUUCGAGUGUGAACCACCUGUAUAACUAA